CACCCAAUUAACGCAAAUUUCUGGAUUUUGAUCUCUUAUGCUCUGCUAUUGUUUAUAACUUUCUCAGAAGACAACCACAAUAUGGCCAUUACCAGUUUUAAUGAAAACCCGUGGGAAGUAAAUCGGAAGGCGAUGGCGACGUGUUUUCUUGAUUGGGUUCGAAUCGGCUGUGAUAUAAACGCUUCACUUUUCUUGGGUGUAAUGUGUUUCGAAACGUUUGACUUCCGGUUUCGAAUGGGAAUUUUUUGAUCAGACACCCACUUAUUUAGCAGAAAGGAACUAAUUAUUUGGAUUUAAUUUUGGCGACCACUGUGAGAACUUUUGUUUGAUUUUCGUGUUUAUUGCGUGGAAUGUGGACAUGGAGAAAGGUAAGAGUAUUUCUUAUUUCUAUUUUCUUUUGGAGAGAUUUUUUUUAAUGAUGUGAAUUUUAAGGGCCUAGGGUACGCUUUUCGGGCUUCAGUCUUCUAUCGCUGCCCAACAAUUUUCCCCUUUCGUAUGAAUUUAGGGGCUACGGACUGUGUCUUGUCGUCGAUUUUUCUUGAUCUCAUCCCGCUGGAUGUUCAAAUAUCCUUGAUUAUUCCCAUUGGGUCGGUGGGUUCUUCCAUUUCUGUCGUCGGAGGCGGUGAAUUUCAUUUUGCUUCUUCCGGUGGAGGUUGGUUCGUUUAAUUUUGAGGUUUUCUCUUAUGGGUUUCGCUUUGGAGCUUCGAUUAUGAUUGUUUUUGUGGUUAUCCUUGAAGUGAUUUUGCUCACCCUGCAGCUGAAUGUAUUCUUUGCUCUUCCACUACAUGUUGAUCACAGUUGUAGAUUCUUAACAGAUAGGGUUUGAGUUCUUAAUAAGUUCUGCAUUCUAUUUUUGCAUAAAUUUUGUGGUGAGGUGGGUGAGUUUUAGGGUUUAACUGUUGGUCCGGUAAAAAUUAGAGGUUCUGGACGGCUUUGAUUUUGAUCUUAAAGCCGUUUCUGAGGGGCUUUGGAAUGAUGGCAUUGUUUCAUCCUCAGAAUGAAAAUUCAGGUUCUUUAAUUCUAUGUCAUGUCCAAUGGGUAUUGUUCUCCGAGAUUUUUAACUGAUUCCAGGGUGUUGGGGCUCUGCUUUGGGGAAUGUUUGUGUUCUAACGGUUCCUCGAGGAAGUGGAAAGGUCUCAUUGCUUAAGGAACUUCGCUUAAUGCAAUUUUCUCCCGAUUAUUCCUGUAAAUCAUGCUUCAUUCCAUAGGAGCUGCGAGACAAACUUGUAGCUUACUUGCUGUUACCUGUGGAAGAUUGCCUAAAGUAAAAUGCGAGGAGGAUGUUGCCGAGCAUAAUCUGAAAUACCCCUUUCCAGAAUUGGUCUCUUCCGGACGAUUGGAGGUCCAAGUUCUAACAAAUCCAAGCAAGAAUGAGUUCGGUAGAAUUGUCGAAUCAUGUCAACCGAGCUUUGUCUACUUGCAAGGGGAGCAACUUGAGAAUGACGAACUUGGGUCGUUGGUUUGGAAUGGUGUUGAUUUAUCUCUUGAAGAUUUAUGUGGACUAUUCGAUACUGCAUUACCAACCACCGUGUACUUAGAACUCCCAAAUGGAGGCAAAAUAGCGGAGACUCUUCAUUCUAAGGGAAUUCCUUAUGUCAUAUAUUGGAACAACACAUUUUCAUGUUAUGCUGCUGCUCAUUUCCGCAAUGCAUUACUUUCUGUGGUGGAGAGUUCAUCUACUCAUACAUGGGAUGCUUUUCAGCUUGCACAUGCUGCUUUUAGGCUUCAUUGUGUGGGGAGAAAUUAUGCUCUUCCUGGGAAUGCUGACGAUUUUAGGAGUGAUCUAGAGCCUCAACUUAUUGGAGAACCUCCAAAGAUUAACAUAGAACCGCCUGAGCUAGAUGCUGGUGAAGAUGAAGAUGCUUCUUUAGAAGCCGUCCCUGUUAUAAGUGUACAUGAUAAUAAUGUGACCAUGAGACUUCUCAUCUGUGGAUUGCCUUGCACACCGGAUGCGUGCUUAUUGAGAUCAUUGGAGGAUGGCCUUAAUGCCCUUUUGAAUAUUGAAAUACGUGGGAGUAAACUUCAGGGAAAGUUCAGUGCUCCUCCGCCACCUCUUCAAGCAGGAUCCUUUUCUCGCGGCGUUGUGACAAUGCGAUGUGAUAUAGUGACCUGUAGUUCGGCCCACAUCUCAGUAUUGGUGUCUGGUAGUGCUCAUACUUGUUUUGAUGAUCAGCUGCUGGAAAAACAUAUCAAACAUGAGAUUAUUGAAAAUAGCCAAUUGGUUCAUGUCAUGCAUGAUUGUGAGGGCAACAAACAUCACAUGCACAAGCCUCGAAAAUCUGCUUCAGUUGCUUGUGGGGCAACAGUUUUUGAGGUUUCGAUGAAGGUUCCCGCUUGGGCAUCACAGGUCUUGAGGCAACUAGCACCUGAUAUGUCACAUCGGAGUUUAGUUGCACUUGGCAUUGGGGGAGUUCAGGGUUUUCCUGUUGCUUCCUUUGAGAAAGAGGAUGCCGAGCGGUUGCUCUUCUUUUGUUCAAGGGACGAGAAUGAUAAACAUUCAGAUCAGUUGCUUGUAAGUGUACUGCCACACUGGUUUAAACCACCUACUCCUAGUAGAAAGAGAGUGGAACCAAGUCAAGGAAUGAGGAAUACUCUCUCUCAUGACAGUCUCGCCUAUGCAAAUAUCCCUUCAGUUAGAAGAGUAGGUAGAGAGGAGCCUGCCCCAAUGAAUGGGUUUAAGGCACCCUUACUCCCGGCUAGGAAAAGAUUAAAAGUAGCCACCAUGAAGCCUAUUCCACUUGUGCAUAGGAAUAAAAUGAAACUUUUCUCUGGAUGGACUGAAGGAGAUGGUAAUAGUGGAGGCCAGCCCAAGGCUAGUUUGCCCGCCGUUACCCCGUCCAAGCAUGUAACUGUAGGAUCAACUUCUGCAACACAAAGAAAAUCAUUUUCAAGCUCAUCUCAGUCUAAGCAGCAAAUUAUUCCCUUAAAUCCACUACCUUUAAAGAAACAUGGCUGUGGAAGAAAUCCAGUUCAAGAUUGCUCUGAGGAGGAGUUCUUGAAGGAUGUUAUGGAGUUUUUACUACUUCGAGGACAUUCACGACUUAUUCCUCAAGGUGGAGUUGAGGAGUUCCCAGAUGCCGUACUCAAUGGGAAGCGUCUUGACCUCUAUAACUUGUAUAAGGAGGUGGUCACCCGAGGAGGUUUUCAUGUCGGCAAUGGUAUCAAUUGGAAGGGGCAGAUCUUCUCUAAGAUGCACAAUUACACAAUGACCAAUAGAAUGACUGGUGUUGGAAAUACAUUGAAAAGACAUUAUGAGACUUACCUUCUAGAAUAUGAAUUGGCUCAUGAUGAUGUAGAUGGAGAAUGUUGCCUUUUGUGUCACAGUAGUGCAGCAGGGGAUUGGGUGAACUGUGGUAUUUGUGGUGAAUGGGCCCAUUUUGGGUGCGACCGGAGGCAGGGUCUUGGUGCAUUUAAGGAUUAUGCCAAAACAGAUGGGUUAGAGUAUGUUUGUCCACAUUGUAGCAUUACAACUUACAAGAAGAAACCACAUAGUGUAGCAAACGGGUCUCCGCAAGGAAUAACAAAUCCACGGAUACCUUGAGUCAUUUUUGGUCUUCGUCUCAGCACAGUCAUUUUUUCCGCCUAUUCUUAUCCUGCAUCAGAAAUUAUUCAUUGUUUGGAUUCGUAGAUGAGUUUUAUUUGAGGUGGUGUGCUGCUAAACCAUUAACUGAAGAGUAAAUUUAUGAGACUCAGGAUGAAGAGACUGUAGGUGAAGAGAACUAAAGCACAGAGGGAAAAGCAGAAUUGGUGCAUAGGUUCUUUUUUUUUUUUUUACUCUCUCUAGGUAGUAGUUUAGGAGGAAAGUUAGUUAGCAGCAUGGCAGU
Messenger RNA from Cucurbita moschata (crookneck pumpkin), 3824 nucleotides. RefSeq names its product AT-rich interactive domain-containing protein 4-like. Bases 1193 to 3541 code for a protein of 782 amino acids. Gene Ontology annotation, molecular function: DNA binding. The transcript has 15 exons. The record is from RefSeq and is a predicted model, not a curated record. Lineage: Eukaryota; Viridiplantae; Streptophyta; Magnoliopsida; Cucurbitales; Cucurbitaceae.